CAAAUUUGUGUUUUAAAAGCGGAUGGUCCUUAGUGGCAAGGGCUAGCAAGAACGAAUAAAAGCUUUGGUCAAUCUGCGUAAGAAGAAUUACGUCAGCCGCAUCGAUGAUUCAUUUUGAGAUUCUUUUAACCAGUUAUUUUUCACCGCCCAGAAUUAAAUUUGGGAGUAUCUCUACAAGGAAGAUAUCCAGUGAAAGUCGGGAUGUCCCACAAUCCGAAACCACUCCGGAAAAUUCACCAGAGAGCAAAAUCGGAGGAAAUUUGGAUCUGAGACCAUAACCGUAUCAUACGACUAAGGUCAGCGAGUGGCUCCGGCUGCAGUGAAAACAAAGAGAUACCACAGUUCGAUUGUCAACGUUCGUCUGGAGAUGGAGGCCAUCGACUGAUCGUGAAGCCGUCCGAUACGUAACACCCUCUAGCCUUCGGAAAAGGUUACAACGUUGUCAUAUGGGGUUGCUAAUUCAAAAUCGAGCCAGCCAACGCCACUUUGAAACAGAAAUCAGAAUACAUGGAUGCUUCAAAUACUUCCAACCCCAUUGAGACUGAAGAAUUUUUUAGUCAACUCUCUUCGGUUGUCAAUCAUUCUUUGGAGACGAAGGCCCUCGAACGGUCACCAUGCUGGCCAAUAUCACUUUAGAGCGGAGUAUACGGGGUCUACUCACUUCGUUUGUCAACGAUUUUUCAUUGAUAUCGUCGUCCACAACGAGAUUCCGUUAUGGCCGAAUAAAUACAGUUCUGACGGGUCCACUUCUGUAUGGCACCGAGGAAGGAGCGGACCCACCGACGGCUCGUGACGAGGGAAUUCCACCGAAAACCACCUGUCCCGACCUGCAUCAGCUCGCUACCACCGUCGUCGGAAAAGUGUCCACCGUCGCCGACGUGGAACCUAAUCCGAGUGGCCGCCCGAUCCGUAUGCCCAAAUCAUCCCUGCUCAAGUGCCCGUAAACGAUCCACGCCGAUUCGC
Photinus pyralis (common eastern firefly) is the source of this 963-nucleotide messenger RNA. RefSeq lists its product as uncharacterized. The transcript is spliced from 5 exons. The coding region runs from base 615 to 944 and encodes 109 amino acids. NCBI's taxonomy places the organism in Eukaryota, Metazoa, Arthropoda, Insecta, Coleoptera, Lampyridae. The record is from RefSeq and is a predicted model, not a curated record.